Molecule: messenger RNA, 870 nt
Organism: Strongylus vulgaris
Lineage: Eukaryota; Metazoa; Nematoda; Chromadorea; Rhabditida; Strongylidae
Source: the annotation of a GenBank genome assembly
AUGAAGGAACAUGUAGAAUUAGAUGGAAGACGACUGAGAAGGCUUGUGAACGAAACCAGAAGAUAUGAGGAAAGACUUCGCCAUAUGCGCAGGAGACAGAAAACGCUGGAAUCAGACUUAGAAAGGCGUUUGGAAAUUGAAAAAUCCGGAACACCAAAUGUUGACAUCGAAGUUUUGCGACAGCUUGAGAAGCCGCUGGACUACGAAAUCGAAACCGCUCAACAGUUCCAAGCCAGAAUGGCGCAUGUGCGUGGUUUGAUGAGUGAACUCCUCGUCAGAACAAAUCUUAACGAAUGGGCUGCACAUACCGAAAUGGCCGAACAAGAAAGUGAGGUUGUGGCGAAGAUGAGAGAUGCAUGCAAAGCCAGAGAAAUAUUGAGAGAAGCACUUUUGGAGAGCAAAACGAAAGCUGAAAAAGCGAUGGCUGAGAGAAAGAAUCGAUACGAAGAACUUCAAAGACUCGAAGCAGAACUGGAUGUGUGCUCAGCAGAAACAUGGCUUGCAAUAACAGAGAAAAAUAGGCUUAGCGACCGUCUAGCGAUACUGUGCAGAGAACCGCUUUUAACGCCUUGUGAAAGAAGUAAAAAAGCGAAGGAAGAAGAGCAGCAACAAGAAAAUAGGGAUAUGAGUGAAACAGAAAACAACAUUGACAUCGAUCUCGAAGUCAAUUCAAGACUUCAGUUCCCUAACACUAGCUCAGGACGGUCAAUGACUGAUGAGCGAAGAUCCCGGCACAGCUCGGACUUUUCCAUUUCAGGAUCGUCGAGCCAUGGCCAGAAUAACGAAGACAUUAUUCUCCCUAUCAACAUAAUGAACACUAUAAAGAAGGCCAUUCGGGAUUCGAUGGGCUUGGAUGUGAAAUUUGAUUAG